AUGAACGACAAUGCGAGCGUAAACGGCCAUGCGGGAGAGGGCAAGCCUGAGAUACAUACGCAGAUAUUACGAGCCUUGGAAAUCAUACACGAGCCCAGAUCGUCCAAUGCCCACCGCCAAGAUGCAUCCCGGUAUCUUGAAGAGAUCAGAUCUGAUGAACAGGCCCCAUAUCAUGGCUUUGCGCUUGCCUCAGCAAAAGACCAGCCAGCUAUUGUCCGUCAUUAUGGCUUAUCCUUGAUCGAAUACGGUGUACGUCACAGAUGGCCAGGGUAUACGCCGGGGCAGAGUCAGGCCCUGCGAGACUGGGUGGUGACCCUAUCACACAGUACAGCCGAUUCCGAUCCACCGUACAUUACCAACAAGGUUGCCGAGAUAUGGGUGGAGAUAGCCAAGAGAAGCUGGGGUCUGGACUGGCUGGACAUGGACGAACUCCUAUUUCAGCUGUGGGAUGGCUCAAUGGUGCAGAAGGCUUUGGUACUCAUUAUUCUGGAGACUCUGUCGGAGGAAGUCUUUGGGGACGACGACACCACAGCAGCUCUACGGGGCAGUGAUCUCAACAGAGCCUGUGUAGAAAUCUUUACUCCAGCUAAUGUGCUGACGGAGGACUUUCCAAUUCGAGAGACCGCUGCUAGUAUGAGAUAUGGUGCAGAUGGAUGGCUAUCUCGCAUGGCAGAUUUGCUUGAGUGGUGCAUCAGAGACGCUAAGAUUGAUGAGAACCGACGUGCUUGCGGUGUGAAAAUUCUCUCUACCUUCAAGUCUGUCAUUAGCUGGAUCAUCCCCCGGUCUUUGGUCACAACCCAUGCUUUAAAUAGGAUCUGUGCUUGUUUGGCAGCCUCAAACGUCCCUCUCCAGCUGGUGAGCAAGUCUGCCGAGUUGGCGCCUGGUAACUAUGACAUUGACUGA
Molecule: messenger RNA, 903 nt
Organism: Letharia columbiana
Lineage: Eukaryota; Fungi; Ascomycota; Lecanoromycetes; Lecanorales; Parmeliaceae
Exons: 1
Coding region: 1-903 (300 amino acids)
Biological process (GO): protein export from nucleus; RNA export from nucleus
Cellular component (GO): nucleus; RNA nuclear export complex; cytoplasm
Molecular function (GO): RNA binding; nuclear export signal receptor activity
Source: RefSeq, a predicted model, not a curated record